Lytechinus pictus (painted urchin) is the source of this 5223-nucleotide messenger RNA. RefSeq names its product beta-1,3-galactosyltransferase 5-like. Gene Ontology annotation, molecular function: hexosyltransferase activity. The transcript has a single exon. Lineage: Eukaryota; Metazoa; Echinodermata; Echinoidea; Temnopleuroida; Toxopneustidae. The record is from RefSeq and is a predicted model, not a curated record. Gene Ontology annotation, cellular component: Golgi membrane. Bases 232 to 1392 code for a protein of 386 amino acids.
CUUAAUAGUAACUCGUGUCUGUUGACCAACUAGGUCCAUGGUUGAGUAAAACAUUCAUAACUUGAACUUUGAAUUAAUAUAGGGAUAUUUGCUUACCGAAUUCAUAUAGUGUUUACGAUACUCUUUAUCUUCAUUAUACAGAAUUUAUGAUCACGAUCUCUGCCUAAUGUGGACUCGGCGCAAGGCCAACGCGUAAACAAUGGCUUUGUUUGAAGUAUAUAUAUAAUUACUAUGAGAAACAGAACGGGUCAAACCAGACUCCAAUCGUCGCUUGUUCUUUCCGAGGUUCUUACCAGCAUGUCAUCUUAUAGAUCGCCGAAAUGUUGUGCGAAGAAAUUCUGUGCAAUGGUCACAUUGUCCAUUUUUCUUCUGGUCAGCUCUGCUUGGAUGUUUCUAAAAGUCGUUGAUCAGAAUCCAUAUGGGUUUGGCUGGCUGAGGACCGUUCAUUGGACACCAGGGACCCUACAAGUGGAUUCCUAUGGCUUUCCGAUCAAUCCGAUGGAUACGUGUAAGGAAGGGAUUACCACGAUCAAGCUGCUGGUUUUGGUGAAGUCCGCACCCUCUCAUAAAUCACUCAGGGAUGCCAUACGAGAGACCUAUGCCAGUGGUAUCAAGGAGUACAAUGUGUCUGCAAGGGUGUUGUUUGUCCUAGGAAACACUGAGGAUGAGCAGAACCGAAAAGCCAUCGGGAAAGAAGCUGAACUGUACGGGGAUAUCUUACAAGUGGACUUUACCGACCAUUACUAUAACCUCACCAUCAAACUCGUUAUGAGCUUUGAAUGGGUGGUCAACUUCUGUCGGGACACUGAGUUUGUGAUGUCCAUAGACGAUGAUGUUAUGCUUGACGUUGUGACUCUUGUCCAGGAUUUAGAAGCGCUACCAAUGGAGCGUCAGUCGGACUUCUUCCUGGGGAUGCCAAACACCUACCCACCAAACCGUAAGGUGUUCAGCAAAUGGUACAUCCCGAGAGAGUUGUACCCAGAGGAUACCUACCCAGUGUCACCGUUUGGUCAUGGAUAUGUAAUGUCACAGGAUGUGGUACAGAAGCUCUACGAAGCCUCCAAAGAAUACCCUCCUAUAGUUCCAUUUGAUGACGUCUACUGUGGAAUGCUUUUGCAAAGGAAACACAUCGACAUUGUCAACAGACUAAACUUCUACAAAGAGCUUCAUCCGAAGAGAAGAUCCAAAGACUACAUGAUGCUCGAACUCUCAGAGGGGGCCAUGAAACGAACUUGGGCAUCCAUGCGCUUCGGGACCCUAUUCGAAAAUCCCCAAAAUUUCACAUGUACCAAUUCAGUAUUGUUUUGGUUGAUAUUACUAUUAUUACUCAUAAUCAUUAUUGUAAAGUAUUUGCACCAUGCCAGUAUUGACCACCAGAUAACUCCUUCGUAGUUACACAUUUGAAGACAUACAGUUGUGCUCAAAAUUUAGUGAACCCUACCACAAAAUGCACUCCUUAAUUCAUGCUGACUGUUGAAUGUAGACAACAGCACUACAAUGUUUGGCGAGCCAAGAUAAACACCUUUUAUUGAAUGUAAUAUUAUGUUUCCUUACUUCACAUUUAAAUAUCUAGCACAUGGCAGAACCUGAACACUUUGAAAUAUGAUAAUUUUCCGGUUUGAUUCGCUAACCUUUGAGCAUCACUGUAUAUAGUCAAUUGGUCUACAAGCCUAAUUGUCGUUUAAUUAUGCACUUCACUUCCUUCGUCUUCAUCAUCUGCUAAUGAAGCUGAAUAGUUGAUCCAAUAUCCACCUUAUCUAGUUUUUAUUUUUACUUUGUCAAAUGAGAAUUUGGUUGAUAAAAAGUUUGACAUAUCCAUAAAGACUAAGUAGACAUUAGACGAAGUGGUUAAAGCCUUAAUGGAAAAUAGACAUAAUGGUAGGAAGAUGAAGUGGCAGUUAGACCAAAAGGUUUUUAAACGAACUGAUUGGAGACAAAAUGGGUUAGAUCAUCUGGGGCCCGUUGCAGAAAGUGUUGCAAUCAAUCGCAAGUCUAAAAAUUUAAGCGCAACUUGAUCUUCAACCAAUCAACAGCGCGCAUUUGGGGCUUGCGAUUGACUUUUUGGCUUGCGUUUAAACGCAACUCUUUCUGCAACGGGCCCCUGGGCUGAGACCAAGCGGGCAGUAGCCACAGUGAUUGUAGACUAAUUUACCCUGUCUUUUAUGCUGGUCAAAGACUGUCUUUGUGAAGAGAGAAUUUCGAAUUUGAAACAACAAACUACAGAAGUGUACAUGAACAUUCUGUCGGAUGUGUAAUUGCAUUAGGAUUCGCGGAGAAGAGAUAUGAAGAAAAACACUGUAUUACUUGUAUUAAGGAAGUUGCUUUAAGUGUUUGUGGAGUUUCACUUUCAUUGUAAGUCUUUUUUUUAUUUUUUUUGUUUAGUGAAAGGAAUAUUACACUGAAGUCAAUUGGAUGAAAAUAAUAGGAAGUAAAUCGUUUGAAAAAUAAAAUCUCGAAAAGAAUAUGACACGAUGAGGAUCAAGUAAUGAGGAAGUGUUUUUGCUGUAAACUAUAUUUACCAUAAAACUAUAAAAUAUUGGCAGCUAUACAGGUAUAAACUGAGAGUAUAGAAGUAUGUUAUGAAAUUUGAUAUCAAGGGUAAAUUCUACAGAAUUUAAAAAGAAAGGCUUGCGAUUUUCAUGGGUAGGCUUAUCUAAAAAAAACCUUUGACCGAGGUAAUAUUAAUAUUAAUAAUAAUGAUAAUAAUGAUAAUAAUAAUAAUAAUAACAAUUACGUAUAUGUCCAAUUACUAAAGUCGAGAGGAAAUUACUUAACUGGUCUUCAGUGUAACUACCUCAUAUGAUGUCAUUACAUCAUCUAUAUAAUCAUUUGAUGUGUUUGAUGAUCUGUUAACGCAUUUACUGUAACUUUCUUUCACUGGAAAACAUACAUUUUCUUAUAAAGGAACUACCUCAACUAGCUCGAAAAAGAAGUUAGUUUUUCAUUUUUUUCAUAAGCAUAUCAUAUUAAUUUUCCAUGAUGAUUCAAAGACAUUCUUGACCUUUGCUUGAUUCGUUCAAUAUCUACAUGAUUAACUGAAAUAACAAUGAGUGCGUUUGGGGAAAGGGUGGGUGUGCUAAUAAUCGUGUUGCAAAAUGUUCUAUAUUUAAAAUGUCUACUUUACCAUGUUUACUUUGUUUUUAUUAUUCAAUCAUGUAUGUUGGUUUUGCAUUUUUAUAGCUGUAGUAUUACAUUUGUAUACGAACUUGCCAAUAAGAAGUCUUCAGCUGAUAUGUGUGUAAACCGUAUUAAAAUAAAUAGCACUAACAAAUAAUUAAGCUGUAAAGUAAUAGAAGGAACAUGAAUAUAAUUUUCUCUUUGAAGUAUCACAUAUGUGCCUUAUAGUAUACACUAAUACACUGAUAGGAUAAAAGUUUAAAUUAUUUGUUGAGGGAUAUAUUUUGUUUUUUCUACUGGCGAGCACAUGCAAAACAGAGUCAGGAACACAACGCAUUUUCUUUAUUUUUUGUUUCAUUUAUUUCAUUUAUUUCACUCGAUAAAAAUAAUAUAUAUACAGGUAAAUAAGAAAUACAUAAUGACAAGAACAAAACAAAGUAACAAAAAUGACAAUACAGUAAAUAGUGUGCAAAACAGGCUUCGAGUGUGGACUGGCAUUAAAGAUCUGUUGGAUCUUAGAAGUUCCAGCCCAAUAAAGAAAGAAAAAGAAGGGAUAAAAAAUAGAACAUACAAAAAAAAAAGACAGACUCGCAGUUGUAAUGUGUGGUUUUAUACCAGGCACAUAUACAUGGAUGCAUACUUUGAUCAUUGCUGCAUAUUAUUAUGAUUUGUAAAACACACAAGAACAAAAUACAAACUACCACGUAUGGGAUUGACAUUAAACAUAAAUUUAUCUACAAACCAAAUAAUUUCAGUUAACACUUAGGGGGUGUUGCAAAAAUAUUAGCAAUCAAUUGCAAAUUUCAGAUAAAAAAUUACAAGAAACAAAUCGAAUUUAACUAAAACAAACUAUCAAUAUAUAUUUUUUUGAUACAGGAAGCUGACCAUAAAUCAAUAGCAAAUUUGCAAUUAAUUGCAUGACUUUGAAUUGAUUUUGGGACCUAAUGUUGACUUGCGAUCAACUGCAAGUUUCUUGCAAUACCCCAUUAGAUUAAAUGAUAAUGUGGUUGUCCGAACUGAAACCAUCAGCCGUUGAAGGCUGACGUACUGUACGUGAAGCCAGUCGUUUUUUCCUGCAAUCUUAUUUCUUAUAUUCCUAUUUUUCAAGCAUUCCAGUCCUGGUAUCAAGAUAUUGCAUUUUGUUAACAGAAUUCGUAAUUCUUUAUAUGAAGAUUUAUUUGUGUUUUUUUUAAUGCAGUAAAUUAAUAAACAGUUGCAGGAGCCUCCCAAGACCACCCCCCAUCUUUACGCCAGUGACAUUCACCGGAGAUAAUGUUUUUUCCCAUUUGCUGGCGAGCAAUAAAAUUAUUGUUUAACCGUGCCAGGGGUAGCCGAUGUUGGACAUUGAUUUAUUUGUAUUUGGACAUAUAAUGUUUCUACAGUUUGUGAGUCACAUACACAAAUAUGGCAGAAAUAUUGUACUGUAUUAUACAGCACACGGCGUUGUGUAAAUAUGAUGUGUAUGUAUUCAUAUGAAUGUGAUGUUUGAGGAAUUAUAACUAACAAUAACAAUGUUUAGAUAUAAAAAGUUUGAAUUUUGAAUUUCAUUUUUUUAUUAUGUUUUUAAAUUUAGAAUUCCAAAUUUAGUAUUCCAAAUUCUAAAUUCUGAAUUUCAAAUUUUGUUUUUGAAUUUUAAGAUAUAACUUAUGAUCUUAUAUUGAAAGAGAAUGUUUUUUUUCGUGUAGGCUACGCCGUUUUGAUUAAAGAGAACUGUUUGCUUCUAAUGUAGGACUGUUAUUUUGACAUUUUGUUUCCUUUUAUGUUUACAUUCUUGAUGCUUCUGUUGUCAUCAAUUUUCAUUUUACUUUCAACCUGCUUCUCUUGUCAUUCUUUCCCCCAUUGAGAUGUGUUAAUUCAUGACAUUCCAACAUCUGAUUCUUUUGUUCAACAUUCUUAUUAUGUAAUCAUCCCAACAUCUUAUUUCAUCUCCGUCCACCUACUGGUUAUUUUUAUGAAUUAGACCCCUCCACUUUUAGUUGGUUCCUCCACUCUGUUUGUCUGUUUGAUAGGUUGAUUUUACUUAAUUUGAAUAUAUGUAAAUUGUGGAUAUAAUUUGAGUCACGAUGUGGCAAAGCAGCCCUCUAAUAAAAUCAGUGCACUACAAUA